GGAAGCAAGUUAUUAUUUUUUUUUCUUCUUCAAAAUCUAUAUUACAAAGCAUACAUUAAUUGAGUGUAAUAGGUUUGGAAAUACAAUAUACAAACAUUUGCACACUGGGUUGUGGAAAUAGAUUAGACAGUGAGAAAUUUCUUCGUUUAUUUAUUUAUUUAUUUAUUUAUUCCCAUGAAGUAUAUUGUCUGCUUUUGUAUUACUGCUUCUGUAGUGUACUGUGAAUAAAGUAAAUAUUAGCAAAAUAUGUGAGAAAGACCUGAAUGAACACUUUAGAUGUCAGAUCUGUUUGUAUGGCAGGGUUUAUUAUUCAAUUUAAAAUGUUUAUCAGAGUUAUUAAAAUGGUAUUCAAGGUAAAUAUUUUCUGUAUGCUGUCAUAUUUACACAAUUCUGUAGCGUUUUCGUUUUGUUUGUUUGUUUGUUUGUUUGUUUAAGCAGUGAAUGAUGUAAAUGAUAUUUUGGAUCCAUGAUUCAUCAGCUGAUUCAUUUCUGUCAUUUUUAAUAAGAAAUUAGUAAGUAAUCUUUUAGGAACUUUAUGAAUGCUUUCAAACCUGUGUAUACAUUUUGUACGCAUUAACAGUGUUUAAUUUGAUUAAACUUUUAGUUUAACCGAAUCAAACACUGAUACACUAAGUGUUUCCACUACAAAUACGAUUACAAACCAUCAGCUAACCAUUAAAUCCAUUACCAUUACCUUUAUUGGUCCUUAAUGGUAUCCACUAGACAUAACAUGCCACCAAGAGAAGGCAACAAAUUGACUACUGUUAAAGAGGGACCAUUACAGUUUAAAUUAAAACCAAUACAAUUCCCAUUAUAAGCAUUAAAAACAAAUACUAAGACGGUUUCUAUUGUUUUUUUUUUUCAGCAGGGAAUGCUUCUGACUGGCUUUAUUGUGUGUGUAACAUUUAAGGUGUCAGUGUUAAAUAUGUAAUUUAUGUCAUUUUACUUCUUAUCUGUCCCUUCUUAUAGUGUUUUGUAGAAUCAUUUUUUGCUUAGUUAUUUCGGUUUGCUCUUGCCGCGAGACCGCCGUGUCUACUCAGGUGAUUAAAUAAUGCGCAUGCGCAGUGUGUAGGGCUGUUGGAGAAGGUAUGGGAGAAAGGGGGGGUGCCUCGGGACGAUGGCGACGCGCAUGCGUGGAAAUGAUGGACAAUUUCCAGCGGUGGGGGGGCGUGGUCGCGUUUCGGCGACGUCAUCAUCCUGAGACUGGAGUCCGUGGAAAAGAAUCCAGGAGCGUUUUGUGCUGUGUGCGAGAGAGAGUCUUGUGUUCAGCGCCGUGUUGACCUGCGACGGAUUAUUAUUAUUAUUUUUUUUAUAUAUAAUUUUAUUAUUAUUAUUAAGCUUCACGGCGUUAUUUUAUUAUUAUUAUUUUUUUGUUUGUUUUUUACCUCGUAACGGAUUCUUUUUUUUUUUUUACCCUUUGCAGCCGGGUGGAAUGUGUAUUUGCCGUACACACCUAUGUGGAUGGAUAUAAAUAGGAUAAGCGGUGCGAGUGAGCGAGCGCGACCGGGCUUUAGUCUCCUGUAUUAGCUUACAUGAUUGUGAUUAUCACUAGCAUUACUAGCCCGUGAACGCGUGUUGCCUAGGCUACGAGCCGCGGGGAAAUUUUCGAAGACCGGCGUAUGUGCACCGGAAGGAACCCCAUCUGCUGAGCCACGCGCUGCCCUUGUUUUUUUCCGCCUUAUUAUUUAAGGUAAACAAACUUCAAACAUUAUCCACCAGCAGCACUGACUUUGUAAACACCUCACAGUAAACAAACUUUGUUUAUACAUCUCAAAAAAGCACUUGUUUUUUAAACGAGUACAUCAUCAAAGCAAACAGGACGGGGCUGUAACCCGAAUUGUGGCUUGUUCCCUAUAUAGGUGUCCUACAUUAAUAUCAAUUAAUGGACUUGUGGAGUGCACUAUGGUAUCUAUAGGUAGCCAAUUGUGAUCAGGCUCAGCUAGCGGCUAGCCAGAUACCUUCAUGCUGGCUAAGCUAACGUUAAAAGGAACUGAUAAAGGACAGUCUAUGUGGUUAGCCUAGCUAGCUAGCUUGCUAGCUAGCAUAGUCUAUACAUCUUCCUAGCUGGGACUAGUUUUGCAUUUUGUUUUUGGUGAAACUAAGUCUGCUUUUCUUAUUCUUUUAUAUUCAUCUGUUCUCACAUAAAAAAAAAACCCCAAACAAACUGGAAAGACACUCUCACAAAUAGACAUAGCUUAUUACAAGCUAAUGCUAGCUACAUGGUUCUUGUCUUGUUUUUUGUCUCAAGAAGAAUAUUCCCCCCUCCACAACUUUACUCACUGCAAAGUUGAUGUUCUAUCCAUGUUUAAAUUUCAGCCAAACUUAUAACUAACUCCUAGGUUCAUGUGUUAGCUCCUGGGCUAGUAGUGGCUAGCUAGUAUACACUGCCUGGAGCUAAUGUGUAAACUUGGAGUUAAUUAUAGUGUAUUAAACAGUCAUUAUUGAGGAACAAUGAUGAACACACACUUUUAUAGCUUUGGUCAGGUUACAUUAAGUAUGUAAAGAGCGAGAACACACACUUUGAAUGCGUUGUUGCUGUUUAGCUUAGCUUGGGUGCCUGAUAUUAGUCAGUUAGCUAAAAUAUAUAUCCUAGUUUAGCAUUAAAAUGCUUUCUAAACGCAUGUUUGUUUUGUUUUUUUUUUGGUGUAUGAUAUUUAGGUUGUCUACAUAGCAAGUGCUUUAAUAUAACACACUUUAAGCUGCAUUGUGUGUGUGUGUGUGUGUGUGUGUGUGUGUGAUGCACAUGCUGAUGGACGUUUGAGCUUCUCAGGUCACUCCAUGCUUAAAGCAUCUCACUGACUUUCAGUAAGAGCUUCAUCCCGGUGGAUCCGGAGCGGGAAUACGUCCCGGAUGGGGCUCUGGUCCACGGUCACACACCAUCGUUGACACCUCGGAGCUAUUUAGCAUCGCACGUCUUUUUUGAAGGUCAGGACCCUGAGGGUUUAGCAGUGAGGCUCUCGCCGUGGCCUGACGCUGGAGUCAAUGCCGGGAAGUCGUUGUCCUCCUCAGGCAGCCUAGCGAAGGUUCAGAAAGUAGCAAGCUGGCUUUUGGAAAUGAACCAGGACCUGCUGGUUCCCGAACCCGCGCCGGAGCCAGAACCUGAACCCGGACACAUGAACCGCGAGCGAGAACCUCAGCAACAGAGGGGCGAGCGAGGAGAGGAGGAUGAGGAGGAGGAGGACGAAGAGGAGGAGGAGGAGGAGCGAGAGCGAUCCGGAGAGGCGGAAGAAGCGGAAGAGGAGCCCUGGCCUUCGGGGAGGGAGUCGGUGAGCCGGAACGAGGGAGCGGAAGAAGGCAGGAGAGAGGAGGUGAAUGGCGGAGAGAAAGCCGUCCAGUGGUUGUGGGAGCAGGAGCAGAGGAGACGGCGGCGGAGACGGAGGAACGAUGACGAGGAAGAGGAGGAGAACAACAACCACGGCGAAGGAGAUGGAGGAGAAAGACGGGUACGGACAGGACUGCGCGCCGAGGAAGACGAGGAGGACGGAGAGAGAGAGGAGGAGGAAGAGAUGGACCAGGAGAGCGAUGAGUUUGAAGCGUCGGAGGACAGCGCGAGAGAGGAGGACGAGGAAGCAGAGGAGGAUGAGGAAGGAGAGACGGGACUUCACUCUUCUCCGGUCAAAACCGGAGCGACGAAUCCGAAAGAGAACGCCGACGUCCAAUCAGGACGACAGAACCAAAGCUCAUCUUCAUCUCAGCACACGCAUCCUCAGAGCUCGGGACUGCAGUAUCGAAGACAACAACGCUGCAGUGUGAAAGUUCAUACGGAGAAUCCUCCACUUCCAGUUUAAUCUCCUGCGGCCAACCUCUGAAAUAAACGGCGAGGAAGACGGUCAGUGAUUAUAGAUUGCGAAAUAAGAGAGGAAUGGAAAUGUACACGAGAGAGCUGAAGGCACCUCGCUGGAAGUCGGGGAACACGAGCGAGUUUAUGAAGUGUUUCUGCUCUUAGAAGAUCCGAGCGAGAUUCCACAGCGAUUCACUUCGCCUUUUUAUUACCUCAGUGAGAAGACAAACUGCUCCACGGUCGCCGCUGCUGCGCGCGGAGCCGUUAUGAAUAGAGCGUUCCGGCUUAUUCAGGCACGUAGACGCUGCAGGGACUGACGGGAAGAU
Ictalurus furcatus (blue catfish) is the source of this 4107-nucleotide messenger RNA. RefSeq names its product cilia- and flagella-associated protein 251-like. The record is from RefSeq and is a predicted model, not a curated record. NCBI's taxonomy places the organism in Eukaryota, Metazoa, Chordata, Actinopteri, Siluriformes, Ictaluridae. The transcript is spliced from 4 exons. The coding region runs from base 3054 to 3788 and encodes 244 amino acids.